GAUCUGCAAAUAAAAUUUCUAAAAUAUAAAUAUCUAAAAAUUUUAGAAAAGGAGAAAAAUAUAUUUCCCAAAAUAAAAUUACAAAUAUGUGCCAUCAAGAUUUGGGCAAAAACAAGAAGCCGUCAGGAUGCACAGCUGGUGCCCCAAACUCCGAUCAAUCUCCGCCGCCAGCCGCCCAACAACCACCGUCAAUCCUCUAACAGAUUCACAUCGCCACCUCCAUUAUUCGGCUACUCAUGUUCUUCAAAAGCCCAUCACUUAUUUUCCUACUUACAAGCCCAUUCUCACUUACCCUCCAACAACUUACCUCUCACUCUACAACCAUGCUUUUCCACUCAAUAUAUCUGUAAGUACAUCUUUUCCUCACAACCCCUUUUCAUAUCUUGCCUUGUUUUUUGAAAUUUCUUGAGAAAUUGAUUAGUAUAAUGUUUGGUGUAGAAGACAAAUUGAAAUAAUAAGCGAUGCCAGGAAAAGUAGACACAUGACUGUUGCGCCAAACACAGCUUUUCUGGGGAAUAAAUUUGUAUUGCUUGUCGAUGCGAAUUUUUAUCUAAUGUAGUAUUGUGUUUGUUGUUGUGAGUAUUUGUUUGUGGAACAAAUAUUAAUGCAAGUGCGACAUUGGACUUUGAUACAAAGAAAAAGAGCUUUGAAGCUCAGGAGGGCCGCUACGCCUAUGUGGCUAUUAUGUCUCCAAGGGAUGAAACAUUUAUAUGUAAUAAAUUGUAUGCAUCAGGUCAUAUAAGGGAGGUUUAGGGUUAUAAACGACGGGCUGAUUAAGUGUUGGAAGGAGGAUAAAAGGCACAAUGCACAUUUAAAAGUUUAAGAAAUCAAAACGUAGACUCAAACAACCAGGUAUUGUCCCAGCAGCCUAUGCAAAAGUGAUGAAGAAGCUUGAUUUUUGCUAAAACAAAUCGAGUAGUCUGUAACUGUGAGUACUCCCAGUUAUGGAUCAGAAAGAAGUAUUUUAGGUGGCUCUACUUGCUGUAGCUGUAGAUGACAGAACUGGCGGAACACCAGAGAAUGUAUUAUUUUUUUUGGGUUGUUGCAGGAUAAUUUUCCCUUCAUUCGAUCUCUUGAGAUAUGGUCCUAUGGAAUACAUGCUCUGUUAGUUUCAAAAAUAAAACAUGCUCAACAUGUAUAAAAGUGAUGGCGUAUGAUAGUAAUUCUAUACAUAUAUCGUAAGUAUAAACUCCAAGUAAUCACAGACAUAUUAAUCGAUGCCUCGGCUUUAACAACCAGCUGUGCAUUGUUCAUAUAUAUCCACCAUUUCUGCACCUUCAUAUUGAUCUGAAAUUUGCUAUAGCCACCAAGAUUUCUCUCUAGAUGGAAGAAACAAGUGAUGUUGAAGGCGGAGAACAAGCGCGACAUUCUAAAGUGAUGGAAGAGGAGGUGAAAGACGCGGACACACCAGAUAUGCAGAGUGUGAGUAUGAAACUAGAGAGAGUUAAGGAGGUUUAUGCAGAGUAUGAAGGACAUCAAGAGAGGCCUAGCAAGGGUGAAGUUAUGCUUUGGUGUUUAUAUGGACUGUGUUCGUAUUUUAUUCACACGGUUAUUAUUCCUAUCUUGUUUCCGCUUAUCAUAAGCCAGAUUUUUACGGCACCAGAGCCUUCACAGGGGUGGGAGAAGAGCUUUAAGGGAUUGAGUUGUACUAAAAAGGAAAUGCAAGUGUACCAAGGUCUAACAUCAAAGUUAAUAAUUAUUAGCAACUCGAAAUUCUCAGCAUUGGAGUGGACAUCAAUUUCUUGGUUUGUAGGGAUAAUCCUAUCAGCACCAGUUCUUGGCUUCAUCUCAAUUAACCUUGACUAUGGCAUGCACCCUCAACUCCUAGCAGGAGCGGUCACAGCACUUGGAGCUAUCUUCUGCCUCCCUGCUGGAUUUUUCAGAACAUUUUGGAUCUUCCCACCAUAUAUUGCUGCCAUUGUAGUAGCUGCUACUGUUGGAACUGCCUCCCACGCACGUUCCCUUGGUCUCAUGGUUCGGGGAUUUGUUGGCCUCACCAUUCCUAAAAGCCAAUUCGCAUCAAGGGUAGGGAUUACUAGUUGGCUGUCGCUUUAUGCCACUGCUGCUGGUUCUCUGGGGGCUGCCAUUUUCUCUACCUUAACAUACCACAUGCUCCGCGGUCCAGACAAAUUUACAAGCUUAUGGGUUGUUGCCAUUUUUAGCGGUUUAAAGUGGCUUGCAGGAACAUUACAUAUCUUCACUGCAAAUAGGCCUAGUGGGAAUUCAACAACUUCUCCUAGCUCUGUCGACAAAACACAUGUUGUUUCCAUUUUCAGCUAUCCUCAUGCAGCAGGCAGUCUUGCUAGUGUUUUUCUUUCUUCCAUGGCUGCAAUGUCCAUAUUCACGGGAGGGGUACUAUUUCUAGUAGGGCAAAUUUGCUUGGAGCCAAAGACCAUUUUGUUUAUAUGGUUAACAUACUAUGCCUUUCCCUUAUUGUCUCUCCCACUACUACAUCCAUUCCAGCAACUUAUUAGGGCAGAUGCAGUCAAAAUGCAGUUGCUGGGGUAUCUUUUUACAAUAAUGACCACCGGGUUUGGGCUAUACUAUCGCCACAAGAACUGGCAGAAUAAUCACGUGUUGGUCUUCACCGCAGUUCAGGGCACUGCCACAGGUGUCUUACAUGCUUUUGGCAGAAACUUAUUGUUGGAUUGUUCUCCACCUGGAAAAGAAGGUGCAUUUUCCGUCUGGUUUUCAUGGGUGAGAGCUCUGGGAACAUGUGUAGGCUUCACGCUAGCAACAGCAGGUGUUGGAUCAAUUGGAAGGUCAUUUGGGGUUGCAUUUUGUGCUUCCAUAUUUGGAUUCCUUGUGUUGGUAUUUUCAAAUAUAAGCAACUUUGAAGGAGCUGUUGCUGCUGGGAAUGUGAGUGAGCACAACGAACAUGCUGAAAGGGAUUAUGAAAAUCCUGACGAAACAGCCUCAGCAUAAGCCCCAAAUCAUACUUUGUAUCCAAAUAUAAACAACAAUUAUGUAAACCUCAAUACAAUAUAGACAGUAACCUUGGUUGUAUUGAUCUGUACUGUAUUCUUUUUGUAAUAAACAGACUAAUUCCUGUGUCUUGUAACAUUUAUAAAUUACCUAAAUUGAUCCGUCUA
Messenger RNA from Daucus carota subsp. sativus, 3092 nucleotides. RefSeq lists its product as hypothetical. The record is from RefSeq and is a predicted model, not a curated record. Lineage: Eukaryota; Viridiplantae; Streptophyta; Magnoliopsida; Apiales; Apiaceae. The transcript has 5 exons. The coding region runs from base 1324 to 2925 and encodes 533 amino acids.